UUACCGGUUGCUUUAUUAAAAAUAGGUACUUGCCUCUCUUUUCUCUCCAUGACUGAAAAGGACUCAGAUUUGCUUACGAAUGCAGUGUGCUACCAUACGACUCAUUUAUUACAUCUGUUUACUCAUUAUGAGGACUAAACAGGCACUUCUGGUGGAGGCACAGCUGUUAUGCCACUGAUUAAGACCUGAGUGUAUAUUCCUGUUAUUCCAACAAUCAUACAUUAGGCAGUAUCCAGCUACAUUGAAACCAGCUGUGUGUUUUUUAGUCAAGGUGGUGCACCUGCUCUCGUCAGCUCCGCCUCCUCCCCAUCACCCCCACCCUUCCUCCUUGACUACAGUACCCAGAGCGCAUCGCGCCUCUCUCCACUCGCUCUGUGCUGCGCCAGUAAGUCCGCCCCGCUGACUCGCAGAACCAGUUGGUUUGGCCCAGCGUCUUCUUUUCCUGCCUCCUCACUGUGUGUGUACUGCUGCUGCCGCCGCCGCUGCUGUUGUUGCCUGGUGUCAACCUACGCCAACGAGAGAAAAAGAAGACAUAUCCCUCCCUCUCUCACUCCUCCACUGUGAGACGGCCUUGACUUUUUUCCUCCACCUCCUCCUCCUCCUCGCCGGCACCACUGGCUUCCGUGCCGUGCCAGUCAACUCGCCUCCUUCCCCGGCUCGAGUUCAGCAGCAACAAGCUCGGAAACAUCUGGCCGCCGCAGAGUGCUACACUCCCCCUGUUCCUGCAAAGCGCCCGCUCGACCUGGCAGCCUGCUAUGGAAAUUAGUCCAAAGUCAACCUAGUUUGGUCUCCGAAGGGAAGGAAAAGAAGAAGCAGAAGAAGACGGGGGGAAUUGACGGAGGAGGACCUUGUUGUCUGUUAUGAGGACGGCAGGAUGGAGUUCCCAGACCACAGCAGACAUCUACUCCAGUGUCUGAGCGAGCAGCGGCACCAGGGCUUCCUGUGCGACUCCAUGGUGCUGGUGGGCGAUGCCCAGUUCCGCGCCCACCGCGCCGUGCUGGCCUCCUGCAGCAUGUACUUCCACCUGUUCUACAAGGACCAGCUGGACAAGCGAGACGUGGUGCAUCUCAACAGCGACAUCGUGACGGCGCCGGCCUUCUCCCUGCUGCUGGAGUUCAUGUACGAGGGCAAGCUGCAGUUCCAGGACCUUCCCGUGGAGGACGUGCUGGCGGCGGCCAGCUACUUGCACAUGUACGACAUCGUGAAGGUGUGCAAGAAGCGCUUGAAGCAGAAGGCCACGGCGGAGGCGGACAGCACACGCAGGGAGGAUGACGGCGGCUCCAGCUGCUCCGACAAGGCCGACAGUUUGUCUGACGGGUCGACGGGGCAGCCCGCAACGGCCGACCUGCUACACAGUGACGAAGAGGAGGAGGGGAAGGCCGAGGGAAGCCAGCUGUGGCUGCGGUUGCCGUCGGCAGACAGACCAGGGACGCCGGGCGGGGCUGCGGCCAGUCCGGGGCAUGGAGAGGCGGCGAGCCAGUCAGGUGAAGGCCUGGGAGAGGGGAGCAAGGCGCUGUCGCCCGCCGGCAGCCCCAGCAGCUCCACUGGGUCGCUCUCCCAGAGAUCCCACCGCUCCAUCAGCUCCCGCGCCGGCCACAGGGGCAGGAGAGUGUCGAACGACGCGGCCGACUGCGUCCUGGACCUGUCGGUGAAGCCCAUUGCCGUUAGCAACCACCAUCAGUCUUACUUCAGUGGUGCGGCUACGCCGGACAGUCUGCAGAGCCCGCUGGCGGUGAGGGUGAAGGUAGAGAGGGGGGUGGCCUCCGACGAAGACGAGGAACUGGGCGGGGGUGACUACAACAUGGAGCACAGCGGCCUCGGUAAGACGCAGGUUCCCAGCGCCAACGGAUGCCUGAGCCACCACGGUGUGGGCGGGCCCUUGUCGGCCCAGAGGCGGCUGGGUCUGGAGGCCCACCUGUCGGCGCUGCGCGAGGCAUCUCUGGCGUCGGAGUUGGAGAGGGACGAGAAGCCCCCGGCCUCGGCUGCUGCCAACGAGGACAUCCUGGGGGGGGAGAACGAGCACGCCCAGGCCGAAGCGGCCAGCAUGGACAACUCGCUGCUGCCUUACGUCUCCAACAUGCUGUCAGCCCAGCACACCCAGAUCUUCAUGUGCCCGCUGUGCAACAAGGUGUUCCCCUCGCCGCACAUCCUGCAGCUCCACCUCAGCUCCCACUUCAGGGAGCAGGAGGGCAUCCGCUCCAAGCCCGCCGGGGACGUCAACGUGCCCACCUGCACCAUCUGCAGCAAGACCUUCUCCUGCAUGUACACGCUGAAGCGCCACGAGCGGACGCACUCGGGUGAGAAGCCCUACACCUGCACCACCUGCGGCAAGAGCUUCCAGUACUCUCACAACCUCAGCCGCCACGCGGUAGUGCACACCCGCGAGAAGCCGCACGCGUGCAAGUGGUGCGAGCGGCGCUUCACGCAGUCCGGGGACCUCUACCGACACAUCCGCAAGUUCCACUGCGAACUGGUGAACUCGCUGUCGGUGAAGAGCGAGCCGCUGGCGCUGCCCAAUGUCAGGGAUUGGGCGAUCGAGGACAGCUCCCAGGAGUUAUGGAAGUAGAGUCUGAUUGUCGGGUUUGAGAGGCUUGGGGAGGUGAGAGGAAGGUGGCAGAGUUAAGCGGUCGGGGGUUUAAGUGAGUCAUGUUCUUAUUCGUUGCGACAUCUCAUUCAACCGCACUUUAAUAGCACAUGAAAAUGUUACUACUGACUUAUUUUUACCGUCUGUUUGGGGGUUUAUGUUUUAUUUUAUUUUGAAGUCCCAUAACGAUUUGGCGUUAGUUCUCUUCUGUUGUUUUUUUGUGUGUGUGCGUGUGUGUGUGUGUGUGUGUGCGCGUGUGCAUGCAUGCGUGUGUGUGUGUGUGUGUGUGUGUGGCGUCUGAGGACACGGCUCCCUCCCUAAGUGUCUUUUUUUUUAAUUCUUUAUUAUUAUUAUUAUUAUUAUUUUGUUGUUUUUGGAAGAAAUUUCUGCGUGUGUCUAUGUUUCACCCCAGAUACGACACUCCCAUCGCCGGCCUCACCGGUUCCACAGGCAACAGGAGUUCAUGUCGAACACACUGAAACACACUAAAAAAAAAACGGGUACUGUGAGGCCGCCGCGCACGCCGCCGUCUGAAUACGUAUGCGUGCGCGCGUUUGAUUCUGCACUACUCCGGCAAAAGCAAGCAAACGACGGCAACAAUAAAAAAAAAAAGCAAACAAAUAAAUCAGAAAUCACCAAUCAUGUGUGAGCGUGCGUGUGUGCGUUUUUGUGUGUGUUAAAUUAGAUUUUCCUCCUGGCAUGAAGGUGUCGUUGGCGAGCGCUCCCCACUUCUCUCGUUAAGCUCUUUGGUGUUGUGUUGGUGUGUUCAGGGGAAAGCUGACUGACUGACUGACUGACUGAUGGCACUCAUGCAAUGCACAGCCUCCUUUUUUCACUUCCAAUCAAUCUGAAGUAUUUUCUAAAAAUGAGAAGACCUUUACAAAUAUUAUUAUUAUUAUUAUUAUUGAUAGAUUUCUUUUUCUUGAAACUAGCUGGCAGUCUUUAAAACAUCUCUUGUUGUAAAUGUAUUUAAUUUAAGGUUGUUGUAUAUUGUUCUGCUAUAGUUUAAAGAUUUUAAUCCCUUUUUUUUUAACUUAAUGAUUAUUAUUAUUAAUAUUAUUUUUUUGUUACUUUUUUUGUAAUGGGACCUGCUGUUGUUGCAUGAUGUCCAAACCUGUAUAUUUUAAAAAUGAAAAUGUGAAUCUGCUGUAUAACUGUACACAUUGUAAUUGAACAAAUAUUUGACAACAGGCUUUUUUUUUCUUUUUUUUUUGUCGUUUUCUUUUCCCUCUUUUUCUUUGUGAAUACUACUCCAGGGUGCGGUCUGUUUUUAAAAAUGAAAAACUGAAUAUCACUCUCUCGAUUUUGAGGGGGGAGGAAAAAAAAAUGCAUGGAAAUUUGAUUUGGUCUUAAACUUUUAGGUUGUUUUUGCAUCGGAACACGGGGGAAGGUGGAGGGAAGAUGUUCGAAUGGUAAAUUUGUUGGUGAAAAGUUUUUAGCAGAGAGGCGACCUGAUGAAGCAUUUUAAGCACUGAUUUGUCUGCUGUGUGUGUGUGUGUGUGUGCGCGUGUGUGUGUGUGAGAGAGAGAGACCUGGUCUGUACCAGUUGAUCGAACCUACUGAAGCUCUACAUCCACCCAGCACUUCUUCGUCCCCCCUGCUCCUCCUCAGGCAUCAAAUGUCCCCACUGCUUUGCUUUCCCUCCUCUUUUGUCUUCUUCUGCUUC
Molecule: messenger RNA, 4250 nt
Organism: Poecilia reticulata (guppy)
Lineage: Eukaryota; Metazoa; Chordata; Actinopteri; Cyprinodontiformes; Poeciliidae
Gene: zbtb18
Product: zinc finger and BTB domain containing 18
Biological process (GO): regulation of transcription by RNA polymerase II
Cellular component (GO): nucleus
Molecular function (GO): DNA-binding transcription factor activity, RNA polymerase II-specific; protein binding
Source: RefSeq, a predicted model, not a curated record